Messenger RNA from Hypanus sabinus (Atlantic stingray), 3058 nucleotides. Its product is annotated as myeloid cell surface antigen CD33-like. The record is from RefSeq and is a predicted model, not a curated record. Bases 54 to 1028 code for a protein of 324 amino acids. Lineage: Eukaryota; Metazoa; Chordata; Chondrichthyes; Myliobatiformes; Dasyatidae. The transcript is spliced from 7 exons.
UCUCCGUGGCCCGGGGCAGUGUACAGAAACAGCUGCCGGGACACAGGGCGGACAUGUCCCAGACUCCGAGAGUGCGAAACUGCCAGGCGAUCUUGGAUUGGAUGAUGAUCAGGGAAUUAUACUUCCUCCUGUCACUCCUCCAAGAUACAUCAGCAGCUGCAGAGAUGCAAGAGUGGAAAGUCAUCGUUCCACAGACUGUGACCGCGCAGAGGGGUUUAUGUGCACAGAUCCCAUGCCACUAUACCCAUCCGUUACGUGAGGCUGGUUCAACAUGGACUGGAAUCUGGAUUAAUGAUGAGAAGCCUCAGAGCAUCGUCUUCCACUCCAAGCAGCCCAAAAAAACUGCGGCAAGGUUUCGCCAGCGGACACAGCUGUCUGGAGACCUCAAAAAUGGCAACUGUUCCCUGAUUAUAGAAAACAUCAUGCAGGAAGAUGAAGGUUCUUACUUCUUCAAAGUCGAAUUCAACAGCAGGGAUUACUACACCUCUCCUGAAACACGGCUUCAUGUUUCUAAUUUCACAGAUAAACCCUCGAUACUCGCUGCUGAAAUGGUUCCAGGAAAGCCUAUGAAAAUAAAGUGCACCUUCAACACCAUGUGUAAAGGAACAACACCUACCUUAACCUGGAUCACACCUGCAGAAGUACCAACGUCAAACAGGAGCAGCGUAACCCAAAAGGAUGAGAGUGCUACUAUCUGGAAAAAAGUGUUGAUCACAACAGGGAUCGUUUUCUGCAUUGCACUGGCUGGAUUUUUCAUCUACAGGUACAUCCAAAAGAGAAAAGAAAAGAGGGCGCCAGAGAUCAAGGAGUCCACAGUCAUCUAUAGUCCUCCCUUUGAGAUCCAUCAGGACACGGAGAGCACGGCUGCACAGGGCUACCCUAAAGUACCAACAGGAAGGAAUAUUGGACAGGGAGAGCCCAGCAAACCUGAGGGCCCCCUCUAUGCCCAGCUCCAAGAUCUGCCCUGCAGAGAUACCAUGGUCCCCAAGGCUGAGGCUACAGAGUACGCCUCAAUCAGAUUCCAGUGAGGUGAGGGGUUGCCGAGGGGAAGACAAGUGGCAUGCCAGUACCCAUCGCAAAGAGGGGCAAUAGGUCCAGAACAGAAUGAUUGACUGGCAAGCGGAGUGACAAGAUGCGGUUUAAUAGAGGGACGCCUGGCUUCGCCCUUUUCAAGCUGCCACCUGACCAGGUCGGCAGACUCACUGAGCUCGUGACUUUUUAGCGCCCAUUUCCCCAUCUGGGGCUUGGAGCCUCUGUUCUCAGCACUGGAGUAUCACUGGUCCACGAGAGGGAGGGGAGUGUUGCAUAGAGAAGUGGAGUUGCUAAGGUUCGAAGUUGGCAGGUAGUUGAAAAAGGAUAUGGGGUUGCUGCUGCCUGGCUGGGUCAGAGGGACUGCUCUACCACAGGCCUGGCAAUUUAAAUUACAGGGCAGGACACCCAACAAUAAAUGUCAUUGUUAAAACCAAUAAAGACUUCCAACUUGGAAUUUCCUAACCCAUUCACUUCUCAAGAGGAUGAGAUUGCAGGAAGUAGAGAAAAGAAGGCCAUUCAGCCCUUCACUCCUGCUUCUCCAUUCAAUGGAUCAGAGAUGAUUCAAUGUUUCUUGUCCUUUCUAUUGAAUUGAGAGUGAGUCGAGAGUUGAAACCUGGAUUAGAUUCAUUGUGAUCAUACUGAUAGGCUUCAGUGGUCAGGUGAACUCGUCCUGCCCCUGUUCUGUCCCUGCAAUCCUCGGCUUCGCUAACAGAUUAGAAAUCUCUCUCCAACUUCACACACAGAUUCUCUCCCCACAGUUCUCUGUAGCACAUGGUUCACCACCCCGAGAGUAGAUCCUCCCCCUCCUUUCUGUGUGGUGGGUUUCUCUGCCUUUAGAAGUCAUACCACUUGGUUCUGGGUUCUCCCAUAAGAGGAGUCAACUCUUGGCAUUGAAGAAGCUUGUACUUCAAUAAGACUGCCUCUGCUUCUCUAACCUCCAAUAAGUGGAGUUCCUUUCUUUGAAGGAACCCUCUAAACCCAGGACCAUUUGAGAGAACCUUCUCUACUGAAAGGAAAUCUUUUCAGGCUGGCUCUAAAAUGAAGGUGAAAUUUCCAGAGGACCUCUGUGGUGUACAUCACCUCUCCAUAUGGAGAGAAUGAGCAGGCGGUCAGACUCCUCUCAACCUCACCCAAAGCUUCUCGCAGCUAACAGGCUGCUGUACUCACUCUUCUGAUGCGGCAAACAGAACAUUAUCACACCAAGCAGUCAUCCCUUCCAGCUCGAGUAUGGAAGCUGCAGCAGGGCAAGGGUUAAGAUAAUGUACAGGCAAGACAGCUCUUUGAAGAACUAUCACUGAAGAGCAGGGCUACGCCUUGUGCAACAGGGGACUGGAGCCACUUGGCAGACGGAGAUAAGAAUGUAACAGAGGGAUGCAGGAGACAUGCAUCAACAAUUACUAGCUUCGAAAUAUCAUUGUUUGGUAGCUUGUAGCUUCUAUUGACCAGACAUCCCACCUCUCCUGGAAGUUCUGGGAGUCUCCUGCGUAUUGAUCGCGGCUCCCUGAUUCCCACAAAUUAUAUACAAAUCUCGGAAACUGAUUUUUUUUGAGAGGGAGAGGGAGCAUCCUGAUUGGUCUCUCUUCGUGCUAAGUAGACCUAUCAGUUUUCUCUGUGGGCGGGCUUUACAGUCGACCUCAAAAAUAAUGAGAGUGUUGCUGGCUGCACUGUUUGCAACAGUGACUUUUCUAUUGCCCAUGGUGGGUUAAAAUGGAAAAGACAUGUUGAGGUGAGUUUAACAGGUGUCAUUUGUACAUUAGCAUCGCUAACGUUAUUUAAACUGGCUGGCUGGCUGCUAAGGAGCUACUCUAUUGAAGUCCUACGGGAUGAAGCCAAACUUCCUGUAGACUUGCUUAAAGUUGUAAUAGAAUAAAAAAAAGACCAUGAUAAUAUAAUAUAAAAUACUAUAAGUACAUACUUUAAUGUCACAUUUUCUGCAUCUACCCAACUUGGUUUGCAGAUUAGACAAAAUCACUAAUCAAAGUAUUACAUACACUCUUGGAGGUCGGCCGGGGGGUGGUGGGGUGCG